CGUCUCCACCUCCUUUUAGGUGAGGCAACCUCAUCAAGUUCACCUGCAGCACUAGCGAGGAAGUGCCGUGCCGCAGGCUGAUCCGAUGGGCGGCUCGUUGGAGGAUCUGGUGACGAGGUUCCGGGACUUGGAGGUGAGCCAGGCGAGGCUAAGGGAGCAACUGCAGUUGAUCCUGGGGAAAGGGAGAAAGCAGCAAGCUCAUGACCUUGGCCCUGGGACGAGUCGGAGAGGACGUGGAGGUGGCGAGGUUGGCAGCACCAUUCCCGGCCGCUUCGCCCACGGCCCCUACCGCAGCGUGCUCAAACACAUCGGCCACGCCCUUCACAUCUACCGCCCGGACACUGGCGAGAUCAUCUUCUGGAAUCAAUCAGCAGAAAACCUAUAUGGAUGGAAGGACCAUGAAGCACUCGGGAAAAGGGUUGGGGAUCUGCUGAUUCAAGAAGGAAGCAAUCCGCACCUUGGAAAGGUCAUGGAACAAUUGAACAGAGGUCAACCGUGGUCAGGUCAACUCGCACUUAAGAAGAAGUCAGGGGAGAUGCUUACGGCGAUGGUGACCAAGACUCCAUUGUACGAAGACGGCUCCUUUGUAGGUGUCAUUGCAGUCUCAAGUGAUGCUGCGGUGCUCAAUGCCAAGUACUCGGAGACGAUGGAAGGCAGCGGAGAUCAAGUGCGGGACAAGCCGAGAGUGUUAAAGAGAGUUCAUUGGUGCCAACGCCCACAGCUCGCAUCAUCUGUCUCAAACCUCGCUUUGAGGGUGUUCUCUCGAAGCCAUUCAUGCAGUGACAGUGAGCACGAAGCUUCCCGAGAAGGAAAUGCGAAGCCAAAGAAGAAGCACCAGCACUGGAGACGGUCUUCAUGAUGCAAGCUGGGAAGAGAGGCAUGGAGGAAAAAUCCUAAAUAUACAAAUUGGUGAUUCGUUCUGACCUAUACAGAUAAAAAUGACAGGCUGCCUAGGCCUUUUCUGAGCACCAUCAACUCCAGAGGAUAAUGUGGCAGGCAAAUCAGCGAAGACUUGUUUUCCUCCUGUAAUUUGUAUGUAGCUUCUUCAGAACAAUGAAGUGAACCAUGAGAUUGCAGUAUCUUGUAUCUGCUAAUCCCACUUAUGUACUCGAAUAAGGAAAUAUAAGAACAUGGAGCAUAUGAUUAUUUUCUCCCCUA
Molecule: messenger RNA, 1158 nt
Organism: Musa acuminata subsp. malaccensis (wild Malaysian banana)
Lineage: Eukaryota; Viridiplantae; Streptophyta; Magnoliopsida; Zingiberales; Musaceae
Source: RefSeq, a predicted model, not a curated record